GCUCACUGCUCCGCCUCCCCAAGCCUAUUGCGGUGGAGCAAGAGCCGGUCCCGCCCUUCGGUGGGCGCCCCUCCGCUCCUCUCGGGUCUAUGGAGGAAAAACGGCGCUGGCCCCGCGGUUCCCAUGGCCGCAGUCGCCUGCGGCACCAAGGCCAUGUCCCUUUUCAAGCGGACCUUGGUGCUGAGCCCCGGCGCGGCGCCCAGGGGCGCGGGCACUCCGCCGCGCGGCUGCCCCUUGCCCCCCGCCGCUUGGCCCUCCAAGGACCGGCCGCGGGGAGAGGGCGUGUGCGGCCGGCUGCGGAGCCCCGCGGUAGCCGGCCGCCCGCCCCAGCCCCGCUCCAGCCCCUCCGCGUCUCCCACCGCCGUGUGUCUCCUCUGCCCGCAGGACUCGCUCAGCAGCAGCUUGAAAACUUGUUACAAGUACUUGAAUCAGACCAGUCGCAGUUUCGCAGCUGUUAUCCAGGCGCUGGAUGGGGAAAUGCGCCAUGCAGUAUGCAUAUUUUAUCUGGUUCUCCGAGCGCUGGACACUCUGGAAGAUGACAUGACCAUCAGUAUAGAAAGAAAGGUCCCCCUGUUACACAACUUCCACUCGUACCUUUAUGAGCCCGACUGGCGGUUCACGGAGAGCAAGGAGAAGGACCGACAAGUCCUGGAGGACUUUCCAACGAUCUCCCUGGAGUUUCGAAAUCUGGCUGAGAAAUACCAAACAGUGAUUGUUGACAUUUGCCGGAAGAUGGGAUUUGGGAUGGCAGAGUUUCUGGAUAAGCGUGUGAUGUCUGAACGGGAGUGGGACAAGUACUGUCACUAUGUUGCUGGGCUGGUGGGAAUUGGCCUUUCUCGUCUGUUCUCGGCCUCAGAGUUAGAAGAUCCCUUAAUUGGUGAAGACACAGAGCUUGCCAACUCUAUGGGCCUGUUUCUGCAGAAAACAAACAUCAUCCGUGAUUAUCUGGAAGACCAGCGAGAAGGAAGAGAGUUUUGGCCUCAAGAGGCUUGGAGCAAGUAUGUGAACAAGCUGGGUGACUUUGCCAAGCCAGAGAACAUGGACUUGGCCGUGCAGUGCCUGAAUGAGCUCAUAGCCAGCACGCUGCACCACAUCCCUGACGUCAUCACUUACCUUUCACGACUCAGAAACCAGAGCAUAUUCAACUUCUGUGCUAUUCCACAGGUCAUGGCCAUUGCCACUUUGGCCGCCUGUUAUAAUAAUCAGCAGGUAUUCAAAGGGGUGGUGAAGAUACGAAAAGGGCAAGCAGUCACCCUGAUGAUGGAUGCCACCAACAUGCCCGCUGUAAAAGCUAUAAUACACCAGUACAUGGAAGAGAUUUAUCACAGAAUCCCCAACUCCGACCCAUGUUCUACUAAAACAAGGCAGAUCAUCUCCACGAUCAGGUCACAGAAUCUUCCCAACUGUCAGCUCAUCUGUCGGAGCCACUACUCACCCAUUUACCUGUCGUUUGUCAUGCUCCUGGCGGCCCUGAGCUGGCAGUAUCUGAGCACCCUGUCCCAGGUCACAGAGGACUAUGUUCAGACCGGAGAACGCUGACUGGGCUUGGUCGGGAGACAGAACAUCCUGGGGAAUGGACUGACCUUCUCUUCAGGGAUGGAUGUGGGCUUCCCCCCUUUUUUCCCUCCUGCUUUAAUUCCUCAAGGAACUCUGUGGGCCUAGAACUUUAGAAACUGUGACAUGUGGUGAAAUUAAGAUUAAAGGGAAAGGACACUUCAGCCUUGGCCACCUGUGUUCACCUGUGCCCACCUGGGCGGGGUGACUGAGGGCUGAGUGUCCACUGCUGUGGGUCACAGUCAGGGCUGCAUCCAGGCCUGCAGAGAGAUCAUACUUAAUGUGAAUACGGGCUAGAAUUAAAUGUAUUUAAUUUGAAGCAACCUUUGAAUACCUAUCCUAGUAGAAAGUGAAGUGCAUUUUCUUUCUGUUCUGUUCCUGUUUUUCUCAUCCUUUUGUUUUCUUCAGUGGACUUGAAUGUAGUAGAUGUGAAUGUUUAGAGUUCUAGGAAUAUUCCCCUGUUUCCUAAGGAUGCAGACUGUCUUCUGCACGUGAAGGCUAGGAAGUAACUUCUGGGUGGGGUUAGCAUUAUUUCCUCAUUUAAAAGUUUAGGUUUCAGGAUCGCCUUUGGUCCCAUCGUAGCAGGUUGGUUUCCAGUUCAGGCUGACGUUUUUGAGACUUUUAUAAUAAAGAACUGAAUUACUCGGCA
Molecule: messenger RNA, 2203 nt
Organism: Aethalodelphis obliquidens (Pacific white-sided dolphin)
Lineage: Eukaryota; Metazoa; Chordata; Mammalia; Artiodactyla; Delphinidae
Gene: FDFT1
Product: farnesyl-diphosphate farnesyltransferase 1
Exons: 7
Coding region: 124-1539 (471 amino acids)
Biological process (GO): farnesyl diphosphate metabolic process; cholesterol biosynthetic process
Cellular component (GO): endoplasmic reticulum membrane
Molecular function (GO): squalene synthase [NAD(P)H] activity
Source: RefSeq, a predicted model, not a curated record